Molecule: messenger RNA, 477 nt
Organism: Photinus pyralis (common eastern firefly)
Lineage: Eukaryota; Metazoa; Arthropoda; Insecta; Coleoptera; Lampyridae
Exons: 6
Coding region: 24-413 (129 amino acids)
Source: RefSeq, a predicted model, not a curated record
UUUUUAGUUCUUUUUAUUCCGUAAUGAGCAAACUUUCAACGUGUUUUCUUCUGAUGUGUUUGAAAGGAGCGAUGAGCGAGCCCACUUCGGACAAGGGAAAUUCCUCGUCCUGCAGCGACUGCUCUGACGAGAAAGGAUAUGCGAAUGAGUCGGUCAUAAUUUGCUACAACUCCUCAUCUGCAGACGAUGCGACGAUGCAAUGUUUUCCGAUGACGUUCUCUGACCUUGUGGACGGGUUUCUGGAUAGUAUCGGAAUAGCGGGACUGGUAGUUGUAGUCUUGUCUUCGCUUCUCUAUCUUGUUCUUCUCAUGACGGCAAUCUCCGUUCUUCUGCAUAGAGGAUGUGGGGGAAAAGGUGCGCCGGGGCCGAAUGCGAAGUUAUGCAAAAUGUAUGGGAAGGUUAUGAGUAAUUGAUUGGCGAUGUGAUAGUUAUUUGCGUAUUUGUAUUGAUCGGCAUUAAAUAAAGAAAGCAAGGAUA